Molecule: messenger RNA, 1230 nt
Organism: Lathyrus sativus (Indian pea)
Lineage: Eukaryota; Viridiplantae; Streptophyta; Magnoliopsida; Fabales; Fabaceae
Source: the annotation of a GenBank genome assembly
AUGGGGAAGAAAUUAGACAACACUAGUAGUAGCAACAAGGAAACAACUAAGGUUGAAGCUGUUCUAGAACUCAUCAGAAAACAAACUCCUCUCACUGUCAAACAGGAGAAGUUCUGUAACUAUGCUUGUGUGAAACGGUUUCUGAAAAUGAAGGGAGAUAAUGUGAAAAAAGCUGCUAAACAACUCAGAGCUUGUCUUUCAUGGAGAGAUACUAUUGUUACUGAUCAGUUGAUAGCAGAUGAUUUCUCAGCUGAAUUAGCUGAAGGAUUGGCUUAUGUGGCUGGUCAUGACGAUGAAUCCAGACCUGUUUUGAUUUUCCGCAUGAAACAAGACUAUCAAAAGUUGCAUUCUCAGAAACUGUUUUUCACUCGUUUACUGGCAUUCACAAUGGAAGUUGGCAUUUCAAGCAUGCCAAAAAACGUAGAACAGUUUGUGAUGCUUUUCGAUGCAAGUUUUUAUAGAUCGGCAUCUGGUUUUAUGAACUUGUUGUUGGGAUCGCUGAAAAUUGUGGGCGAGUACUAUCCAGGACGGCUAUGCAAGGUGUUUGUGAUUGACCCUCCGUCCCUUUUUGCAUACUUGUGGAAGGGUGUUCGUCCAUUUGUUGAGCUUUCAACGUGUACGACGAUAGUAUCAUCGUUGGAUUUCGAAGAAUCGAUGGACUACAACGAUUUCUCCGCCUACCCGCGAGCCUCAUCCCUCCGAUUCGAUCCAUCGACUAUCAAAUCAACGGCCAAGAUCGGUUCCUGCUCGUCUUCACGCUUCUCCUUCACAGUUUCCCAUCAGCUUGACUCACUGAAGCCAUGGUACCUAAGCUUAGGCGACACGUCGGCAUCAAAAGUGGGACCCACUAGUCCCUCUCCAGCGUCAUUGAUCUCACCACUCAACGCUCGCUCGUUCUCGUUCGCAUCUCCAGUCGCACGAAACCCGCUGGGCCCGCCAGCCAGCAGGAAAGGUCUCUUCCCUUCAACUCCACUGCCGCAGCGCGUCACGGUUCCUCACCGGACUACUUCCUCCUUCCUCCAAUCUCCGGCGACGUUUUUCCGGCGAGACAACGGAAAGGUGGAGAGAGGCCGAGAAUCAUUUUUCCCGUACGUUAAAUUCUACAGAAGACCGUACGAUGAAAUGGUUUAUAGGUCAAAGAUGAGGCCACCACUCGGUGGCUUAGUUUCCAUUGUUUCAACUCACGUUAGACGGCGUCACAACCACCUCUCAGUUUCUCAGCGUUUCUAA